GCCGGUGAGAUUAGUGUGUUUUUAGAGAUAAAGGAGAAUAUAUAGUUGGACGCUGACGGAGAGGUGGAGGAAAUGAAAAGGGGGAGGGGCCAAAGAUUAAAUCAAAAGCAUGUGUGGUUGAAUAUAGGCUACAGUGAGUGCUGUACAAUAUAAGGCUUUAAGCAAGUUUAAUAUAUGCUGUUUCGAUGUUUUAGAAGGUACAAACUAAAAUACAUUUGUUGUUGUGGAUAAUAAUUAGCUCUCUUUGACUGCUAAUGUGGCUGUUGUCAGACAAACAGAUUAGACAUUCUAGAAAUGCUGUUAUUCAUCUGCUGAAUCUCUUUUCUAACUCUGUAGAUAUGGAUGAUAGAUCCUUAAAGGUUGGAAUUGUGGGAUAUGGACAUUUAGGUCAGUUUCUUGUUGAGAAGAUCCAAAGGGAAGGGCCUAAAGUGGGGCUGCAAUUAGCAUUCAUUUGGAACCGAAAUCCAGACAAACUAAAAGAUUUAUUGCCAAAAAAGCUCAUUCUGCAUGACCUCUCAGAUUUCACACACAGAGUAACUGAUGUAAUAGUGGAGGUGUGUCAUCCACAGAUAGUUAAAGAGUUUGGUGUCAGAUUUCUGUCACAUGCUCAUUUCCUGGUGGGCAGCCCUUCUGCCCUCUCUGACCCCCAGCUUGAGCAAGAACUCCGCACUGCUGCAAAACAACAUGGGAAAACACUUUAUGUGCCCAGUGGUGCAUUAUGGGGUGGCCAAGAUAUUCAAAAAAUGAAUGACAGCGGAACUUUGCGGGCUCUCUCCAUCCGAAUGUCUAAACAUCCCUCUUGCUUUCGACUGACUGGUGGCCUGCUCUCUGAUUGGACAGAGGGAGAGGGGAGGCGGGUCUUGUACAGCGGCUCAGUAGCAGAGCUCUGCCCCAUCGCCCCCAACAAUGUGAACACUAUGGCAGCUGCGGCCAUAGCUGCAUCAAAGUUGGGCUUUCAUGGGGUUACUGGAGAAAUAGUUUCAGACACUGCAUUAGCAGACUAUCAUAUUGUGGAGGUUGAGGUAAUUGGUCCAGAUGGGUUCUCAGUGAAAACUGUAAGACAGAACCCUGCCAAACUGGGAGCUGUAACCGGAAAUGCCACAUACAAUUCCUUCUGGAGCAGCUUACUGGUCUGCAAGGGUCAUGGAGGGAGGGUAUAUCUGUGUUGACAACAGUGGAUUGCUGCAGAAAGUGUACAAGUUAACCGAAGAAUAACAGCUGCACAUGAUGAAUAAAACAAGUGUCGUGUCAAUAAUGUUGUAGAUUUUAAUCUCAGUUUUACAGCCGUAACAGACAUGACAAACUCAAACAGUGCUGGUGUAUAUUACAGUAUCAAUGAUGUUCCAGUGUAUUCGUUUGGCUGGUUAGCUUUUGCUACAUUACUUGCUUGUCAUUUAACUCUGGUCUUUAAUAACAAUAAUAAAAAUGGCUGGAUACUCA
Messenger RNA from Ctenopharyngodon idella (grass carp), 1440 nucleotides. It is a transcript of the gene aspdh, whose product is annotated as aspartate dehydrogenase domain containing. The coding region runs from base 255 to 1169 and encodes 304 amino acids. The record is from RefSeq and is a predicted model, not a curated record. The transcript is spliced from 7 exons. Gene Ontology annotation, biological process: NAD+ biosynthetic process. Gene Ontology annotation, molecular function: L-aspartate dehydrogenase [NAD(P)+] activity; NADP binding. NCBI's taxonomy places the organism in Eukaryota, Metazoa, Chordata, Actinopteri, Cypriniformes, Xenocyprididae.